AGAGCAGGUGCUCAUUCUCUCUUGUUGACCAGAAAAUUUGUAGAGCUGAAACAGUCAGGAGCUUCUGGUGAAGAAAGAGAACACUGGAGUGGUGAGGUAAUUGGAGUCAAGUGUCACUUAUGCCAAGAUUACCAUGGGAGCUGGAGACAACCUUUAAAUGUAUCUCAUUUAAAGGAGAAAGUGACAAUGCUAUCUGCCACCUGCCUCAUGUUAGGGUCAAUGGAACGUUUCCACAUAUCAUAUAAGCCAAUAUGAAGGGAAAAUAUAGUGUUGAUUUGAGGUUUGGAAUACAGAUUGUCAAUUGAGAAAGACUGGAGGCAAGAAAACCAAUUAGGAGACUUUUGCAAUAGUCCAGGACUAGGAGUACUAGAAGUGCUUUGACAUUUAACAGUCUCUAAAGGAAGGGCCUGAGUUACUGACUGGCCAAAGAAAAAUGAGCACAAGAGUUUGCUGGCUCUGUAAGAAAGGAAGAAAGAAAUCCAAUGGGAUCUCUUCAAACCUUUCUCUGGAAGAAGUGUUCCAGUGGGCUGAGUCUUUUGAAAAACUGAUGACAACAAAAUAUGGUCCAGUAAUCUACACAGCAUAUUUAAAAAUGGAGCACAGUGAUGAGAAUAUGAAAUUCUGGAUGGCAUGUGAGACAUACAAAAAAACUGCGUCACGAUUUAGCAGAAUCUCUAAGGCCAAGAAGCUUUACAAGACUUACAUUAAACCUCAGUCCCCUAGAGAGAUUAACAUUGACAGCCCCACCAGAGAAGCCAUCAUUAAGAACAUUCAAGAACCCACCCAGAAUUGUUUUGAUGAAGCUCAAAAAAUUGUGUACAUGCACAUGGAGAGAGACUCCUAUCCCAGAUUCCUAAGGUCAGAAUUAUACCAGAACCUCAUUGAAAGCCUGCAGAUGGACAGCCAAACCUGAAAAGUACAUUACCAUUUCAGAAACUGAAGAUGGUGUAUAGAAAGCGCCUUCUUUGUUCUGUUAACACCCUUUAUACAACAAAAAAAGGAAACAGAGGAAAGUGAACAAUGAGUGGAUUUAUAGCUUCCAAACAGGCACUCUACAAACUUUAGAAAUACAAGAAAAAUCCAAUGUAAUUUGAUUAUCACACCAAAUGAAUUAUAACACAGAGCGAAUUAUGUACCUAUCUCCCAGGGAUGUUGUGAGGAUAAAAUAAGAUCUUUUGUAAAGCACUUUGCAAACCUUGAAGUGCUAUAUAAGUGAUAGCUAGCUCAAUUUAAGCCUGAUAUAGCAGUUUAUAUAUAAGGCAGAUGUUAAGAUUAUCUCCACAAUACCAACAUUAAAGAGAUUCCUCUCAAGUGACCAAAUCAAAGCUUUUCAAAUUCAUCCAUUGAUCAUGCUCCUGGAUCACACACACACCUCAGGACCUCAAAAGUUGUACUUAAAUGACAACUAGCUCUAGGGUACAUUAUAUGCUGUAAAGAAAAUGUUCUUGCUUAAUAAAUUUGCUUAACUGUAUUGAAUUAUCAAGAAUGUAAUGAAGAUACUUCACAGUAGAAACCAAUCACAAAUUGAAGCCUUAGUAAUAAUAACAAAGUUGUGGUCUUAGACACUAUGUUACUUACAUAGUAUUUCAUGUAUGUGCUAUUUUACAUGCAUACUUUUUCAUUUCUUUAUAGCUUAUUAAAUUUCAACCAUUGGCAUAUUGCCUAUAUUUUAAA
Messenger RNA from Vombatus ursinus (common wombat), 1674 nucleotides. RefSeq names its product regulator of G protein signaling 13 (gene RGS13). Bases 434 to 913 code for a protein of 159 amino acids. The transcript has 8 exons. Lineage: Eukaryota; Metazoa; Chordata; Mammalia; Diprotodontia; Vombatidae. The record is from RefSeq and is a predicted model, not a curated record.